Molecule: messenger RNA, 4272 nt
Organism: Megalobrama amblycephala (Wuchang bream)
Lineage: Eukaryota; Metazoa; Chordata; Actinopteri; Cypriniformes; Xenocyprididae
Product: NACHT, LRR and PYD domains-containing protein 12-like
Molecular function (GO): protein binding
Source: RefSeq, a predicted model, not a curated record
AGUUUAUGCGCAAAUGCUGACUUCACGUCAGAUUCUCAGCUCCUGCAAGCAAGCGGCAAGCACGGACAUUUUGUAUGCUCCAAUAAAGUUUUAUUCUCUACAAAAAGGACUUGAACACUCACAAGGAAAAUUAUAAGAUUAUUUCCCUUUCGUGCAGCAUGCAGCCAACGAGUUUUCACGGUGGAUUUGAAGAAAAGUCGUGUCUGCGCAUGCUUGGAGGGAGAUACAAGAAGAGGAAAUAAACUGAUAAAGUGUCAACAAACAGAGAGAACUAACCGAUCCAGCCCUAAAGCUUCAGUGGAAUACAGCAGUAAAUCGAGUGAAUCCAGCAGGAGGAAAAUGCUGUCGUGUUUGAAAACACGCCGCUGAUUGGGAGCGUUAAAUAGCAAAUUGUCUUCCUGAAAAAGUUUCACUUCCUUUCUGGAAGUCAAAGAAAUUCCAGUUCAACCCGACAGUUCAGAGGAGGAGAAAAGAAGAUCUACAAAUAUUAUUUGAGGUGAGUGUUUCAUCUUUCUUUAGUCGUGUGUGUGUGUGUGUGUGUGUUAUGAUGUGUAACUUUGUGCUUCUGAGACUUUAAAGGUGCGCUGAAGUCAUACUGAUGAUUUUGUUUGAGUUCCUCAUGUCACGAUCGAACAGAUGAUCAAGUGUGUCUUGCUAUUAAUCGGUGAAGGGCGAUGGCAUCUGUUAAAGAGCUGCUCAAGAAUUCACUGUAUGAACUGUUAAAAGACGAUCUAAAAGAGUUUCAGUGGCAUUUAGAGAAUGAUCAUGAGAGUAUAUCAAAGUCUGACAUGGAGAAUGCAGAUAGGUUAAAAACUGUGGAUAAGAUGGUGGAGUGUUUUGGACCAGAAGAAGCUGUGAAGAUCACUGUGGUGAUCCUGAGGAAGAUAAACCAGAAUAAUCUGGCUGAGCAGCUGGAGCUCAACAAACUCAAGCAAGGCUCAUCUGCAGAUGACAGAGAAGCUACACUUCAUGAUUACACAGAGACCAGCCGCAGACUGAAGAACAAAUUAAAACAGGACUACAUGCGGAUAUUGGUUGGUAAUUCACAGACGGGUCAUCAGAAAAACCUGAACGAUAUUUACACUGAUUUAUAUGUGGUGGAGAAUGAGACUGGAGGAAGAGUAAAUGACCAUGAGGUGAGACAGAUCGAAUUGAAUCAGAAACAAGAUGAUGCCAAGGACACACCAAUCCAAUGCAAUAACAUUUUUAAAGUCAAUGAAAACAAAAAGGUACUGACGAUGGGGAUCGCAGGGGUAGGAAAAACUGUGUCUGUCAAUAAAUUCAUCCUUGACUGGGCUGAAGGAACAGAAAAUCAGGAUUUAGCCUUCAUUUUUCCUCUGCCGUUUCGUGAGCUAAACCUGAUUACAGAGAACUGCAGUCUCAUGGGACUGAUUCAUGAAUACUUCUUUAGUGAUCCUAAAGAACUGCCCUCUCUUCCUGAAGGUGAUGGUAAAGUCCUGUUCAUUUUUGAUGGGCUGGAUGAAUGUCGCUUCCCUUUGAGGUUUAAAGAGGGAGGCAGAUUUACAAAUGUUCAUGAAAAAACAACAGUGAAUAAGAUAAUAACAAACCUUAUCAAGACAGACCUGCUUCCCUCUGCUCUCAUCUGGAUCACAUCCAGACCAGCAGCAGCCAGUCUGAUUCCCCGAAACUACAUUGAUCAGGUGACUGAAGUGCGCGGAUUUAACAAUAAGCAGAAAGAGCAAUACUUCAUCAAAAACAGCAGUCCUGAGGUUUCUGAAAACAUCAUCCAGUACAUCAAGAAAUCCAGGAGCCUGUACAUCAUGUGCCAUAUCCCUGUAUUCUGCUGGAUCUCUCUCACUGUUCUUCAGCCUCUACUGGCUCGAGAGAACAAUGACAAAACACCUACAACCCUCACAGAGAUGUACACAAGCUUCUUAAUUUCUCAGCAACAACAGAUGAAAGAAAAAUACUGUGAUGAUCCUGAAGCCAAUGCAAUGCAUUUUGAUCAGAUUAUUCUGAAGCUUGGGAAGCUGGCCUUUCAACAGCUGGAGAAAGGAAAUCAGAUUUUCUACAAAAAAGAUCUUGAGGAAUGUGGGCUAGAUGUCAGUGAAGGGUCUGUCUACUCUGGGUUAUGCACUCAGAUCUUUCAGGAGGAAAAAGCUGUUUCAGCAAGAAGCGUUUACAGCUUCGUACAUCUCAGCAUCCAGGAGUUCCUUGCUGCUCUCUAUGUGUUUUUGAUUAAUAGAGACAAGAAAGAAAACCCAUUUCUUCAAUCAUGGACAGAAAAACUAGAAUUGAUUCUGUACCAAAAGCCACUUUUUCAGCUUCACAAGGCUGCAGUCAAUAAAGCUUUGCAAAGUGAGAAUGGAUACCUGGAUCUUUUCCUCCGGUUCCUUCUGGGUCUUUCACAGGGGUCCAGUCAGAAUGACCUGAGAGAACUACUGCCAGGACUGGAAAUAGAAACAGAGAAUGUUAAAGACACUGUUGACUAUAUCAGAAAGAAGAUACAGGAGGAGAAAUCAGUAGAGAGGACCAUCAAUCUCUUCCACUGCAGCGAACUGAAAGAUGACUUUUUGGAGGAAAUCCAGAAGAAUCUGCAAACAGGAAAACUUUCAGAACAGAAGCUUUCCUCUGCUCAGUGGUCUGGUCUGGCGUUUGUGCUCCUCAUGUCAGAAAAGACUCAAGAGAAGUUUGAACUGCAUAAAUACAUAAGAUCUGAUAAAGCAGUGGUGCGACUGCUGCCAGUGAUCAAAAACACCAGAAGAGCACUGCUACAUAGUUGUAAUCUCACUGCUCUGUCUUGUGAGAGUUUGUCUUCAGCUCUACAGUCCUCAAACUCUGUCCUAAGAGAGCUGGACCUGAGUAACAAUGAACUGCAGGAUUCUGGAGUGAAGCUUCUUUCCGAUGGACUGAAGAGCCCAAACUGCCAUCUGGAGAUAUUGAGAUUGUCUGGCUGUAUGGUGACAGAGGAAGGCUGUCAUUAUGUGUCUUCAGCUCUGAGUUUGAACCCUACACACCUGAGAGAGCUGGAUCUAAGCUACAAUCACCCAGGAGAUUCAGGAGUCAAGCUGCUUAAUGAAAAACUGGAGGAUCCGAACUGCACACUGGACAAACUCAAUGUGGAUCAUGGAGGAGAGAUCAGGAUUACACCAGGAGUACGAAGAUAUUCCCAUCAGCUCACUCUGGAUCUGAACACAGUGAAUAAACACCUCCGUCUGUCUGAGGAGAACACAGUGAUUACUGACACUAAAACAGAACUUCAGCCAUAUCCUGAUCAUCCAGACAGAUUUGAUGGAGAUUAUCGUCAGGUGUUGUGUAGAGAGAGUAUAAGUGGACGCUGUUACUGGGAGAUUGAGUGGAGUGGAUAUGUGUUUAUAUCAGUGUCAUAUAAGAGCAUCAGCAGGACGGGAGGGGAUUGUGAGUGUAGGUUUGGACGUAAUGAUCAGUCCUGGAGUUUGGAGGGCUCUCGCAUUUACUCGUUCUCUCACAAUGACGAACUGACUCUUCGCUCUUUAAUGUUCAGCAUCAGUAGAACAGAGAAUGAGAAGAAUUACUAUAGAGUAGGAGUGUAUGUGGAUCACAGUGCAGGAACUCUGUCCUUCUACAGCGUCUCUGGAGACACAAUGAGUCUCAUCCACACAGCCCAGACCACAUUCACUCAACCGCUCUAUCCUGGGUUUGGGGUUUAUGGAUCAGUCAAACUGUGUUGAUGAAUCAGACUCAGACUGAGAGAUUCUACCCAUAAUGCUUUGAGCUCAUGAUGAAUCAGUGACUGUCACACACUGACUAGAUGAUCCAAGAUAGGAGUCUCGACACAAAGACGAUGAACACUUUUAUUUACAGUAUUUUUCAACACGUCUCAAAAGCAAAGUCCAGGGAAUUAAGAUCAAUCACACAGUUUGAUGAUCAGUUCUUGUGUAAAUGAAGGAUCUCAAUAGAAACCUGUUACUUCAACCAUACGUCUGUUUCUGUUUGAAUUCAGUUCUCAUUUGAUUUACAGCAUUUAUCAUGUUAUUAUGAUUAUUGUCAGGAUUAUGUUUAGUGUUGUGUUUUUGUUCAUAUGUUCCUCUUGAUCUGUUUGUGAUUAUUGUCAGCUGUGUUCACUCGUGAAGCUCUGUGUAUUUACACUCCUGCUUCUGUUCAGUUCAGUUCAUCACCUCAGAGAGUUGUUUGGUCAUAACAUGAUUUUUGCAUUCAAUUCUAAUUUUGUAAAUAUGUAAAAUAAAUAUAUUUUUAUUGCAGCAUUUAUUUAUUUCAGUGUCACAUGAUCCUUCAGAAAUCAUUCUAAUAUGAUGAUUUGAUACUCCGUUA